UCCAUCUAAAGAAAAGCCAAGGAUAGGCCACAAGCCUGAAUGAGCAUACACUAAGUGACCAUUGUAUGUGGUCCAUACAUCGCCUGCAACUGGACACCUAACGGUCCACUCCCACAGUUUGUACCAUAUGGUCUUGUACUUUACUCUUUCGUGUCCUCUCUCUCACAAGACUCACCGACCUGAUAACGUAAGUAGACAACAUUUCCCAAUGUGUUUUGCUCAAAAGGAAAUUUUCCUGAAACUACAGUCUGGUCCUACAAUAAACUCCUACCGUAAUGUCUGUAAAAAACUAAAUGAACAGAGUGUUUAACAGUAUAUAUAACAGGCUACUAGUGGCAGAGGAGCUGUCAUUCAUACAGGACGUCCAUCCAUGUGCAUCACUGUGUGGGUGGGGGCGGGGGGCAUGAACUUGUAGGUAUUUUCUUUGUUUAAAUCAAUGUUAAAAAUCAAGUGAAGCAUGAAUUUUUUUAUUAUUAAAAAGGUUUCUUUUAAGGGGUUCCUUUUGCUCACCUGUCCCCCAAAUUAAUUAGACCCGCCCCUGACAUUAGCCUAUUUUGAUGAAUAAGUGAGAAGAAUAAACAAAUAAAAACAGAAAUGGUACUAUUUGAGCAGCCGAAUGUUUGGACCUGAAGUGAUGACACGAACAGUGUGAAGGCGUGGCCAUUUAAUCAAAGUAGUGGAGUUUUCAGUGAGGGCUGUGCGUCCUGGCUCCAGCUCAGUCACACACCAGUCUCUGUAGAUGCUGGAGCAGACACCGGACGGCGGCUGCGUGUUGGACAAAGAAACCUGGAUAUAAAACAAGGACGCACCAACGGGGUCGGCGCAUGUAUUUGCUCAAUUACUUCCAAUUUCUGCGUUCCCACCGCCGCGUCCUGCACCGUAACGGAUGCUGGAUGCGACCCACCCCGGUGUCAACAGCAGCUCACCUCUGACGGACGCACCAUGGAUGGUCUGGGCAGCCGCUGCAAGAUUGUGGUGGUCGGGGACACGCAGUGUGGAAAAACGGCGCUCCUGCAUGUUUUUGCCAAGGACUGCUAUCCAGAGUCCUACGUACCCACUGUGUUUGAGAACUACACGGCCAGUUUUGAGAUAGACAAGCAUCGCAUUGAGCUGAACAUGUGGGACACCUCAGGUUCCUCUUAUUAUGACAACGUACGGCCGCUGGCGUAUCCGGACUCAGAUGCCGUCCUCAUCUGUUUCGACAUCAGCCGCCCUGAGACUCUGGACAGUGUCAUUAAGAAGUGGCAGGGAGAGACACAAGAGUUUUGUCCCAAUGCCAAAGUGGUGCUGGUGGGCUGCAAACUGGACAUGAGGACAGAUGUCAACACCCUGAGGGAGCUGUCCAAGCAGCGGCUCAUCCCCGUCACCCACGAACAGGGGAGCACGAUAGCUCGACAGAUGGGAGCGGUGGCCUACGUGGAAUGCACCUCUAAGGUUUCAGAAAACAGCGUUCGAGAUGUUUUUCACAUCACCACGCUGGCGUCAGUGCAGCGGCCGCAAAAGCCGCAGCUAAAACGCAGCAGUUCUCGCAGGGGCCUGAAGAGAGUGUCACAACUGCCCCUGCCAGGACGGACUGAGCAAAUGGACCAGGCCCCCACCAUGAGGAAGGACCGAGCCAAGAGCUGCGUGCUCAUGUAGAGACUCGUUAUCACGAGCUGAAAUGAUGUAUAUACGUAAACACAGAAAUAUAUAACAAAAGAAAUUUAUUUAUUGCUUUUUUUUUUGUUGACUGCUUUUUUUUUCUCAUGUAUCAUUUUUGCACUGUAGAGGAGCUAAAACAAAUGCUUCACUAUGUCAUUUUUGUUGCUUAUCUGAAUUUUGUUUUCCCCUGUCUGUUUACAUAUUGGUGUUAUUUUGAAAAAAUUGGCAAAUCAGACUAAUGCUCUGGACAUCAGGAAGACGUGAAAGUGGACUCUCCUGGAUGUUGAAAUUGAUCAUUUUCCUGAAAUGGCACCAAAAAGUGGACGGUGAGGACAUUUCUGUUCGUGGUUAAAUUCACGUUAAAUCGGGACGUCUGUGGAUGUUGUAUUAAAGACUGUGUUGUCGAGCGAAGAGGACGACAGCGUGUCCAGCUGCUUCGUUGGACGUUCCUGUUUUCAUAUCUUGCUAAAAAGGGAUUAGGGGAAGUCUGACUGAAACAUUGGUAGGAAAUGAGAUUUUGUGACACUGAAUUAAAUAAAUACCUAAAGUGUGAUGGCCACAAGUGCUCUGUAGGAAAGACUAAGCCAAUCAGGUCUUAUUUUCUCCAUCCACCACUGUUGUGUCUUAUAAUUUUCCCAUAUUUUGUCCUAAUCCCCAGUUGACUGAUGGCCAA
Messenger RNA from Cynoglossus semilaevis (tongue sole), 2314 nucleotides. RefSeq names its product Rho family GTPase 2 (gene rnd2). Gene Ontology annotation, biological process: small GTPase-mediated signal transduction. The coding region runs from base 943 to 1638 and encodes 231 amino acids. The transcript has 5 exons. NCBI's taxonomy places the organism in Eukaryota, Metazoa, Chordata, Actinopteri, Pleuronectiformes, Cynoglossidae. Gene Ontology annotation, molecular function: GTP binding; GTPase activity. The record is from RefSeq and is a predicted model, not a curated record.